Messenger RNA from Botrytis porri, 1344 nucleotides. RefSeq lists its product as uncharacterized. Bases 1 to 1344 code for a protein of 447 amino acids. The record is from RefSeq and is a predicted model, not a curated record. NCBI's taxonomy places the organism in Eukaryota, Fungi, Ascomycota, Leotiomycetes, Helotiales, Sclerotiniaceae. The transcript has a single exon.
AUGUCCCUCCAAACCUUCCACCUCUUUUCCGCCCUUCCAAAAGAACUUCGCGAUCUAAUCUGGCUUCAUGCUCUUCCUCCCCCUCGUAUAGUAGGAGUUGAGGAAACUUUUGAAACACUUUCCCAAUUUGAGAAGAGAACUUUUGGAAAAGAAAUCGAUGAUGGGGAUGUUCAUCCCGAUUUGGAGUAUUUUGGAAUCGAUAUGAUGGCACCGAUGAUACAGGAAUUUGUGUUGGAUAAUGGGUUUGAUGUUGAGAUUGGAGAUGUGGAGUUUGGGAGAGAAGCAGAAGCUCAAAGUUGGAAGGAGAAGGGAAAAGAGAAAAGAGAGUUCGUACCGUUAUAUCUGAAAUCAACGGACCCUCAUUACCGACAAGGAAUCACUCCCUCCCGACUUUCUGAACCUCUUCUCUACUCCUACUACCAAGCCACCCGCCGCGGAUUUCUCUAUUCCCAUUCCCCUAUCCCCUGUCUCCUAAAAACAUGUCGUGAUUCUCGCUCCUGCAUGCAACGUCUCGGCUACACCCUCACAUUUUCCACUCGCACCUCCCCUCCUCGCAUCUGGUUCAACUACACGCAAGACAUCCUCUUUCUCCGCGCUCUCGAUUCCGACAUCAACGAAGGAACGAUGUCGGAGCUGGUCGACGGCACCGGAACCAACAUCGGACAAUUCCGUCCUGCCGAAUUCACACAGGUGAGACGGCUCGCGCUCGAUUUCUCAAAGUGGAUAAGUUGGGACGAACACUGGCAGUAUGAGAUCUUGCGAGUGGUGAAACUAUUUCGGAAUUUGGAUGAGUUGUUCUUGGUACUGAAUUGCGAUUGGUGGUUCCAGGAUAUUCGUGGGGGGUUUGUUACGGGAUUGCCUAAACAUCCUACUUUUGCAUCUGCGUCUUCUUCGCCUACUCAUCCGUAUUUUUCUCCUGAUUCUGCGUCCUCGCGUCCUUUUCCUAUUGCAGAGCAUUGGAAAUCAGGAGGUGGAAUAGAUUGGAGUCAUGGUGGUGGAACCACGUUGAAAACUCCUGCGAAUUCGUCUUUUCCGUGGGGAUUUAGAAAGAUAGAAAAUGAAGGGGAUUUUUGGAGAAAUUAUGUGACCCCUACGCCUGGAACUUUUGCGCUGACGAAUGAUGGGAAUUAUCGAUUUAAGAUUCGGGAGUUUGAGAGGAGGGGGGAGGGGAAUGGGAAUGCGAGGGGAGAGAGGAAGGAUUUUUUCCGGGAGUGGAAGAAAGAGGUAGAGGAGAGUUUGAGGGAGAAGUGGGAGGAGGAUGGAGAGAAAGGUGGUGGGGAGUGGAGAGUUCCUAAGAUAAGGUUGGUUCUUUUGAGACAGGAGGAGGGUUUGGAUAAUAUCUGA